AUGUUGGCCGUUGGUAUUACGAUUGUGCUUGCUGCUUGUGCAGCUGCAGCUAACGGAAUAACGCUAGAGCAUAUCGAGAACGGUAAGAUCUGUAGCGCAUGGCAAUACAUGUCUGGCUCGGAAAUUCAAGUUGAAACAACGAAAUGUGCUAGCAGUGUGGGUUACGAAUUGGAUGUAUAUAACAGUGUGUACAUCAUUCGUUUUUGUUGCACAUAUAAUGGCGGGACGACAGCACCCAUUGGACCAGUACCUGCUGGCUGUGGCCGCCAAGCUGUUGCUCCAUUACAAUCCCGUAUUGUCGGUGGACAAGAAGCAAAGCCACAUUCAUGGCCUUGGCUUGUUUCUCUUCAAUAUCGUGGCAAUCAUUUCUGUGGUGGCACUUUGAUAGAUGCAUAUCACGUCUUGACUGCUGCUCACUGUCUUCAAGAUCAAUCAUGGUUUAAUUCAGAUUUAACUGUUGUAGCUGGUCUUCAUGCACGAAGCAAAACGGAUGCAGCUGGAGUACAACGCAGACAAAUUUCUAAACUUGUCAAUCACCCUGCUUACAGUGAUGUGACAAACCAAAAUGAUAUUGCCAUCAUACGUUUAGCUUCGCCUGUGACACUCAAUAGUUAUGUUAACGUUGCAUGUCUUUCCGGAAAGCAACCUGCUGUCAAUGAUAAUGUUGUGAUUGCUGGUUGGGGCACAACAAGAUACGAAGGUGUGUCACCUGACUCUCUUCGUCAAGCCAGUAUUGUUAUUAUGGAUGUGUGCAAACAUGUCUAUCCAUAUUAUGAUACAAAUAAGCAACUAUGUGCUGGUAAUUAUCAAUAUAGCCGAGACUCCUGUCAAGGAGAUUCGGGCGGUCCACUCAUGUCGGAAGCGAAUGGUCAAUGGACUGUCAGCGGUGUGGUCAGUUUCGGUGACGAAUGUGCUAAAGUGAAUAAACCAGGUGUAUAUGCUCGUGUUAGCUAUUAUCUUCCAUGGAUUCAAAAUAGCAUUUCAGCUCUAUCAGGAAAAUAA
Adineta ricciae is the source of this 1002-nucleotide messenger RNA. Lineage: Eukaryota; Metazoa; Rotifera; Eurotatoria; Adinetida; Adinetidae. The record is from the annotation of a GenBank genome assembly.